AGAUGAGGGAAACCAAGAUAAUGAUAUUUCCCUUUAAGAACAGAUCGAUCAAUGAUGCUUCUGGAUGGUGACUCGUGGAAUAAUGAAAGUCAGAAAGAACUGUUUCAAAAGAAAGAAGAUGAUGCUCCAAUGGCAAAUAUAUAUUGUGAAUUUAAAGUCUGAGUUUAUCAUUGUGGUCUGAUUGACCUCAAGAAAGCUUGGCUUCUGGCUUUUGGACCAAUCAUUUUAGUACCUUCACUGAACUCUCCAAAUAGUUCAUCUUAAGAAUAUAUGUACCUUCUCCUUUCCUCAAAGCCAAGUAGUUGCCAGUAGGGAUGUACUCUUGGGGAUGAUAUUGGAAGAGGUGCCUGGAGAAAUGGAUGCUAGAAGAAAACACUGGAAGGAGAAUAUGUUUACUCCUUUUUUUAGUGCACAAGAUGUUCUAGAAGAGACUUCUGAGCCUGAAUCUUCUUCUGAACAAACGACUGCAGAUAGCAGCAAGGGAAUGGAAGAAAUUUAUAAUUUGUCCAGUAGAAAGUUUCAGGAAGAAAGUAAAUUUAAGAGGAAAAAAUAUAUUUUCCAACUAAAUGAAAUAGAACAAGAACAAAAUUUAAGAGAGAACAAGAUAAACAUUUCAAAGAAUGAAACAGACACAAAUUCUGCAUCCUAUGAAUCAUCUAAUGUGGAUGUUACAACAGAAGAAAGCUUUAACAGCACAGAAGAUAACUCUACCUGCAGUACAGAUAACUUACCAGCUCUACUAAGACAAGACAUAAGAAAGAAAUUUAUGGAAAGAAUGUCUCCAAAACUUUGCCUGAAUCUUUUGAAUGAAGAACUGGAAGAACUUAAUAUGAAAUACAGAAAAAUAGAAGAGGAAUUUGAAAAUGCUGAAAAAGAACUUUUGCACUACAAAAAAGAAAUAUUCACAAAACCCCUAAAUUUUCAAGAAGCAGAGACAGAUGCUUCAAAAAGUGACUAUGAACUUCAAGCUUUAAGAAAUGACCUGUCUGAAAAAGCAACAAAUGUAAAAAACUUAAGUGAACAGCUCCAGCAAGCCAAAGAAGUCAUCCACAAAUUGAACCUAGAGAACAGAAAUUUAAAAGAAGCUGUUAGGAAGUUAAAGCAUCAAACCGAGGUUGGAAAUGUGCUCCUAAAAGAAGAAAUGAAAUCGUAUUAUGAAUUAGAAAUGGCAAAGAUCCGCGGAGAGCUCAGUGUCAUCAAGAAUGAACUGAGAACUGAGAAGACCCUACAAGCAAGAAAUAACAGAGCCUUGGAGUUGCUUAGAAAAUACUAUGCUUCUUCAAUGGUAACAUCAUCAAGUAUCCUUGACCACUUUACUGGGGAUUUUUUUUAAAACUUAAAAAAAUCCUUCCAUUAGGCAAGUCAUUGAGCCAAAUCAGUGUUUAUUGUAUUUUCUUUGCGUAUUACUUAAAAUAUAUGUAAUAGGAUGUUAUUUUCAUUUUCAGUAAAUCACAGUAUCUAUAAAACAUAUACAUGUUUCCAAGCUUCUGCUUUCUCUUUCUGAUGAAGUUAUUGCAGGAAUACAAAUGGAAACGAAGCUUUGGAAAUCUCAUAUCAGAGUGUGUGUGUGUGUGUGUGUGUACACACACACAUAUAUUCACUCAAAAACACAUAAUGAUUCACCAAAUCAUUUAUGAAUACAAAUCAACAGCAAUUUUGUGAUCUCGUAAGCAAAUAUGUCUUUGGCACGUGAAUAUUUUUCCAUCUGUGUUCAUUGAUGUUAACAAUAAAAAUCUUGUUUAUGUGUAUAA
Molecule: messenger RNA, 1751 nt
Organism: Pan troglodytes (chimpanzee)
Lineage: Eukaryota; Metazoa; Chordata; Mammalia; Primates; Hominidae
Gene: CCDC160
Product: coiled-coil domain containing 160
Exons: 2
Coding region: 329-1333 (334 amino acids)
Source: RefSeq, a predicted model, not a curated record